Dromiciops gliroides (monito del monte) is the source of this 993-nucleotide messenger RNA. RefSeq names its product derlin 3 (gene DERL3). The coding region runs from base 75 to 770 and encodes 231 amino acids. Gene Ontology annotation, cellular component: endoplasmic reticulum membrane; Hrd1p ubiquitin ligase ERAD-L complex. The transcript is spliced from 7 exons. Lineage: Eukaryota; Metazoa; Chordata; Mammalia; Microbiotheria; Microbiotheriidae. Gene Ontology annotation, biological process: endoplasmic reticulum unfolded protein response. The record is from RefSeq and is a predicted model, not a curated record. Gene Ontology annotation, molecular function: ubiquitin-specific protease binding; misfolded protein binding.
AAGCUCCCUUAAAGGUACAGGAGGACACAGCAUUGACGGCGGCACCGGCCGGGGCAGUGUUGGCGGGGGCAGAGAUGGCGCAGCGGGGCCUGGCGGCCGAGUUCUGGCAAGUGCCGGCGGUGACGCGGGCCUACACGGCGGCUUGUGUGCUCACCACCGCGGCCGUGCAGCUGGAGCUCAUCACCCCCUUCCAACUCUACUUCAACCCCGACCUCAUCUUCAGGAAGUUCCAGGUGUGGAGGCUCGUCACCAACUUCCUCUUCUUCGGGCCCCUGGGAUUCAGCUUUUUCUUCAACAUGCUUUUCCUGUACAGGUACUGCCGCAUGCUGGAAGAGGGGUCUUUCCGGGGACGGACAGCAGAUUUUGUCUUCAUGUUUCUCUUCGGGGGAGUCCUCAUGACUCUCUUUGGCCUCCUGGCCAGCCUCUUCUUCCUGGGCCAGGCCUUCACCAUCAUGCUAGUGUACGUGUGGAGCCGGCGCAACCCCUAUCUCCGCAUGAAUUUCUUUGGCCUCCUUAACUUCCAGGCACCCUUCUUACCAUGGGUGCUCAUGGCCUUCUCUCUGCUCCUAGGCAACUCCAUCUUGGUAGACCUGCUGGGGAUUGCUGUGGGUCAUAUCUAUUACUUCCUUGAAGAUGUCUUCCCCAACCAGCCUGGGGGCAAGAAGUUACUGCUCACCCCCAGCUUCCUGAAACUAAUCUUUGAUGCCCCUGAAGAAGACCCAAAUUACAGACCUCUCCCUGAGGAGCAGCUGGGCAUGGACCGCCAGUAGUGACCAUCUCAUUCUUUCAGCCUGGACAAAGUGGGCCUACAGCUCCAGCCAAGAGGCCUGCCCCUCCUCCCCUUUCUAUCGCACCCCGAAUCGGGGACCCUGAGGGCUGUGGCUCAGCAUAUGCUCUCUGGAAGCCCACAAGUGUGGCCCUGGUCCCUCCUCCCCACUGCGGGAUAUGAGCGAUGGGACAGGGCCAAAGGAUGAAUAAAGACGCUGCAGUCUC